This is a messenger RNA of Suillus subaureus, 1413 nucleotides long. RefSeq names its product cytochrome P450. The transcript has 14 exons. Gene Ontology annotation, molecular function: oxidoreductase activity, acting on paired donors, with incorporation or reduction of molecular oxygen; iron ion binding; heme binding. Bases 1 to 1413 code for a protein of 470 amino acids. The record is from RefSeq and is a predicted model, not a curated record. Lineage: Eukaryota; Fungi; Basidiomycota; Agaricomycetes; Boletales; Suillaceae.
AUGGAGAAGAGGAAAGUGCUUCCGCUGCCACCGGGACCGCGGCCUAUGCCCAUCAUUGGCAAUAUCCGGGGGAUUGACAUCAAUGCUCCGUGGUUAGGUUACACGGAAUGGGGUAAACAAUACGGCGACAUUGUAUACUCGCACCUUUUCGGCCAACACAUUAAAGUAGCGAUCGAACUUUUGGAGAAGCGGUCAUACAACUACUCUGACAGACCGGACCUUCCAACAAACGUUCUCCUCGGUUUCGGUUUCAACACCAUACUCAUGAAAUAUGGAGCUCGCUGGCGUUACCAAAGAAGGAUAUUCCAUCAAGCAUUCAGGGCAGAGGCAUCUCUAAAUUACCGUCCAAUGCAGCAGCGGAAGGCUCAACAACUUAUCCGUAACAUGCUUGAUACCCCAGAAAAGUUCGUAAGCCAUGUUCGCGCAUUUUCAUCUUCCGUGAUAAUGUCGGCUUCAUAUGACUAUGAUACAAAGCACGAUGACCCAUUGGUGGCGCUCAUCGGGAUGUCUCUCGAGUUGGCCGUGCAGGAACUCAAACCUGAGAUAGCUGCUGUGUUCAUCGCAUUUCCGAUUCUUCUUCGACUACCAGCAUGGUUCCCUGGUAUGUCGAUAAAGAGGAAGGCCAUCCAGUCACGAGAAUGGGUCCGAGAGUGGAUGAACGAUCCUUUCCAGUAUGUGCUCAAAAGAACGGCUGAAGGGACAGCGCAGUCAUGCAUGGUUUCAAACGCCCUCAGACGGAUCGACAGAAAAGAUACUUAUGGUGAGAUAACUAUCAAGGAAUGUGCAGCCACAGCAUUUGGAGCUGCAUCCGAAACGACAGAUUCAGUAUUGCAAGUAUUCAUACUUGCCAUGGUGCUCUUCCCAGAAAUACAAGCGAAAGCCCACACUCUGAUUGAUUCCGUCGUUGGCGCGUCGAGGUUGCCGACUUUCGAAGAUAGAUCGUCCCUGCAGUAUAUCGACGCUAUCCUUCGGGAAACUCUUCGUUGGCAUCCGAUUUUGCCCCUAUCAGUAACACAUGCGUCGGUGGAUAGUGAUGUGUAUGAGGGAUACUAUAUACCCAAAGGUGCUAUCAUUAUGCCGAACGUGUGGGCAAUGUCACAAAAUGAACAGAAAUACCCAAAUCCUUCGCAAUUCUCUCCUGAGCGCUUCCUGAACGCUGAUGGCAACCUCAAUGACGACACCGUCAAUAUGGCCUUUGGAUUUGGAAGAAGGAUCUGUGUUGGCCGACAUUUUGCCGACGCAUCUGUAUGGAUAGCAAUGUCUGGUCUACUUGCUAUGUUUACGUUUUCGAAACGAAUUGGUGCAGACGGAGAGGCGAUUGAGUUCGAACCGCAAUGGUCCAGUGGUAUCGCAACUCACCCACUUCCCUUUCCCUGCAGCAUCACUCCGAGGGUUCGCAAGGCAGAUAUAUGA